GUGCGGAAAGUGUGUCCAAAAAGAACAGCUCUACCGAUUAUUAAAAGUGGUGAUGCGUUGCUAGCGGAAUCGCCAAGUUGUUGGAUGGUUAAUUUUUCGUUUCGCCCAAGUAAUUUAAUAUCAAGUCCCGCGGUGUUCACGGAUUAGAUUUUUAUUCGCAACGCUACAAAUCGCAUUAACGAGCAGAUAAAAUUCUCGACGAGUCCGAGCAGCGGCAUGUCGUCACCGCCGUCGCCGCCGCAACCGUCAUCGUCGUCGUCGAGUGAACAUCACCAGCCCCGACGGAGCUCCGAGAUAUGUUUCCCGGAUUCGUGUCCGUGGCAGUGACCCGCCCCAACAAAGUUGCUAUUACCUGUGCUGACUGAUCAAACGAUGGAGAACCAACACGAUCGAGCGGUCACCGCGAACGGAGAUAGUACGUCAGCGAGUCACGAUUCACAGACAAAGGCCAACAGAUUGGAGUUGGAAAAUAUUAAAAUGCGAGAGGAGUUUAAUGUACAAAGGGCUAAGAUGAAAGAAUUGUUUCUUCAGAAAGAAGAAGAACUAAAACGGAGACUUGAAGAAAACAUAGGAUUGCAAAAGGAAAUUCAGAGAUUAAAAAAUGAGCUCGAUGAAGCUAAAAGUCAACUACUUGUUGCGGAUCUUAAGACACAAAAUGAUAUUAUGAUGGAGAAAAGGAAAGCUGAAGAGGAGAUAGCAUCUUUACGACAGGUUAUACAUGAAACAGUGGAGGAGUCCUCUUGCUCAAGGAAGCAGCUUGUCACCGAAAUAUCCAAGUUACAAUUAACUCUUUCUAAGCUUCAAGAUGAGAAUGCGCUGUUGAAAACGCAAUUGCCGCGCGAUCCGCCAACAGAUGGACCACAAAUUUCGUUGUCUACAGUAACCAAAACAUUAGCUAGAAAAGUGGUUUCACAAUUAGGCGCAGAUUCUUUAUCUUUAGGUCCUGAUAAUUUAGAGGAAAGCAUGCGGAAGGUAAAAAGAUAUGCACAAGAAGAUGCAGAAGUUUUACGUUCACUGGUUGUGCCACUCGAGGAGGAAAUAAAAGCUUUAAAAGAAAAAUUAAGGUCAACCGAUGACGAACUACAAAAAUGUAAAGAAGUUUUAUUAAAGAGACGGCAGCAAGAACCCGGCACUUCUGAGCCGUCGUGUGAUAUGUGUGCGAAUUAUGAAGCACAAUUAGUCAAAGUGGAAGCGACUACCAAGGAUUUGGAGAAACAGUUGUUGAAUUCUGAACGUAUGCUGCAAGCUCAAAAGGAGGAUCUAGCUAAGGAGGUGGAAUUUCGUAAAGAAAUGGAAGAAAAAUGGAACGAGAAGAAAGAAGAGCACAAAAUCAAAGUUGCAGAACUCAUGGUUACCUCGCAGACGGCGCAAAAAAAUUUGUUAGAGUUAAAAAAGACAUUCGAACAAUUUCAAAGGAGUGUGUCUGACGAACUCUGUAAAUUGACACGAGGCAGAGAGGAAGUGCAGCGACAUCUCAUUGUACUGCAGAAGGAAAAUGAGAAUCUUGUGGGUAAACAUAGCAAGCAUUCGCAACAACUCCAAAGUGAAAGUAUCAACAUGCCAAAUACUGUUGAGGAAUUGCAUAUUAGCCUUUUAAAGAUGCGCGAAGAUUUAAUUACAGCAAGAGUAGCUCAGGAAGUUGCGCAGGAGAAGGAGGAGACACUGCGAUACGAAGUCACUCUGCUGAGGGAACAAAUGGAGCAAGAGAGUAGAGUUAAGGAACAAGAUAAUUCUGUGUUAAAGAAUGAAAUAAGUGGACUGAGAGUACAGUUAGAUAAGUAUAUAAAAGAUCAUCGGCUUCUCGCUGAUAGAGAGGAGAAACUUGAUCGGCUAGAAAAACAAUUGCAGAAAGUUCAAAAAGAGAAGGAAGAUGCGGAAUCGGCUAUGAUUGAGCUACGACAGAGAGUUAUGAGUCUACAGCAGGAAUUAGAUACUAGUGAGGCAGUGCAAAAGGACUUUGUCAGAUUGUCACAAUCAUUGCAGGUACAAUUGGAAAGGAUUAGGCAAGCAGGCAGCGAAGUAAGAUGGCAACACGAAGAGGACGUUGAAGAAUGUCCUAGUUGCCACACUACGUUCUCAGUCACAAAAAAGAAGAUACAUUGCCGUCAUUGUGGCCAUAUAUUUUGUCAAUCUUGCCUCUCACACGUUGUGAACAGUGGGCCGAAACAAAGACCAUCCAGAGUCUGUGAUGUUUGUCAUACUUUGUUAGUGCAAGAUACCGCACCAUAUUUCAGCCAGGAGCCUCCGCAUACACCUGACUAAAUGUUCUAAAGUUACAUAAUUCUAGCGCAGUUCAAUGAGAUGUGCAAUAUCAAUUUG
Molecule: messenger RNA, 2319 nt
Organism: Linepithema humile (Argentine ant)
Lineage: Eukaryota; Metazoa; Arthropoda; Insecta; Hymenoptera; Formicidae
Gene: Rbpn-5
Product: Rabaptin-5
Biological process (GO): endocytosis
Cellular component (GO): intracellular membrane-bounded organelle
Molecular function (GO): metal ion binding; growth factor activity; GTPase activator activity
Source: RefSeq, a predicted model, not a curated record